AUGAGCGAGAAACAAGUAGGAAAAAAUUCAGGGAAAGAAUCGAUAAAAGAUUUACGUCUGGAUAAUCGAUUCGAUUGGGUUGGGCCGCCGGAUGACAUUUCAAAAAUAAGGCCUGUAAGAUUGCGUCGAUUAGCCAAUGAGACGGAACAGGAAAAAAAAUAUCGUGAAGCACGUGAAGCACUAAUUCAAUGGAGCUCACAAUUUUGGACGCAUCAUAAUAUUUUGUUUGAAAAGAAAAAAGCAGAGUUCGUUGAACAGAAGAAGAAAAAUCUUGGAAGACUAGAGCAUUCAAGUGCUGUUGAUAUGUCUGAAUUCUAUAGGGAGUUUCUUGACGAACAGUAUGACAGUCUUGCCAAUUACAACAGAGAGUGGUACUAUAGAAACAUCAAACUUUUUUGGCCAGCAAUCAAAGUACAAGCUAUCAGAUUUCGACGAACGUUGCAUAAAUUUUUGCGUAGAUAA
This is a messenger RNA of Cercopithifilaria johnstoni, 462 nucleotides long. Lineage: Eukaryota; Metazoa; Nematoda; Chromadorea; Rhabditida; Onchocercidae. The record is from the annotation of a GenBank genome assembly.